UGGUCCCAAACCAAACAAAUCAGCACACUUUCAGAAAUAUUUUCAAAAAUUCCGAAAUUAUGGGAACAAUGAACGGUCUAAUGAUUUUCGAUCAUUUAAAUGAUAUCGUUUAUAUUAAAUGUAACAAUACUUUCAUUAAACAUAUCAAUGAACUUGCAGUUGAAGAUGGUGUAUUACCUGAAGAGAAUAAACAUGAUACAUCUGUACCUGAUAAUGUACUCGUACAUUUAUUCUCACCAGUUGUCACAUCUCAAAGAAUUAUGACAUCUCAAUUUGGAAACUCGUACAGCUCUAUUCAAUGUUACGGAGGUCUUAAAAUUUGUUUCGAUGAGUUUAUGGGGUAUUUAUUUGUCGGUAUAGGUGAAGGUGAACUCUUGAAAAUUCAGAAAUAUUUGAGUAUUUCGAUUGCAAUGGUCAGAUUUCUUUGCGGGCCAGAUGUAUACGAAUUGAAAGCCAGAAGUCAACGAUCAGAGUUAUUGUCAAAUCUUUUGGAUAGUUACAAUGACUUAAGAGAAAAUGAUCAAGCAGUAUUAUUAGAAGCUAUUGAACAAGUGGUUUUAAAUCCAAACCUGAAUACCUCUGUGAUCCAAGCUCUGAAAGAAUCUGUUGUUUCCCUAAUAACUCAAAUAGACUGCUUCAAAAUACAUGCAUUAUUGGCGGUAAAAAACAAGUUUUUGAGCUUGUAUUCAAGUGAAUUGGCUAAAGAACUUUCUCCAACAGACAUAUUAUUCUCCAUGAUUUUGGCCGAUUCAGCUACUAAGAAUUCUUCAGAUGGAAAUCUCAAUACCUCCAAUUCAAUAUUCAGUUACCAAGUACUGUUAAGUGGACCAGAAUCCUCCCCGAAAUGCCUUCCACACGCUAUCCAUAUCGUACCUAUAGAUGAGGAAUUAAACAUUAUAUUUUUCUUGGAAAUUGGUAACUCUGCUCUUUCAUCCAGCUUAUACGAGACAUUCUGCCAUCUCCAUAUCAUGCAGCAAAUAACGGUUCAAAGAGAUUUUUCUGUGAUGAGGCCCGCAUACGAAAAUUUAGAACUGGCCGUUAAAAAAGUAAAUGACAGUUUGAAAAAGAACAAAAACGCGGCCAUAGAUGCUUGUCACAAAAAUCUGGUGAAGAAAUGGGAUUCUAUGAAGAAGAAAUACACGGAAUUUUUGAAAAAUUCCGCGGAAGAAGCCCUGCUGAGGGCGGAAACCUUGGCUUUGGGAUUUCUCGAGGAUCUAAAACAACUGCUACAUUUGACAACGGUGAACGAGGGAAUUUUAAAAUCUAGUCGAAAAAAUGUGAUCGAGGCUGCAAAAUUGGUCUCCGAAAAAUUGAACAGUAUUAAGGACUUUGUGAAAGUGAAGGCGAUGAAGAAUUUUUCUCUUGCAUCGUAUCUAGAGGAUUUUCCUGGCUUGGUACAUUUCAUCUAUGUGGACCGUACAACUCAUAGGGUGACAUCUCCAAGUAUAAAUUUCCAAAUGGAGAAACCCCACUUAUUGACCAAGAGAAAGGUGUGGCAUCUGAUAGAUUUCGCUCUUCAACAUCUUCAAGAAGGAACCAUGUCCUUGAUGUGGAAAGACACGAUAUUCAGCUACGCUUAUUUCUUGUGGUUUGAAGACUCCAACGGGACCCCUUUGAAAUCUACGGUGCCCCUGACGAAUCCAAAUAAAACUCUUCCUGUGCCCGGUCUUCUGAACAACGAUUUUUAUCAGAAAAUCAAAGAAAUAUGUUUUCCGAAAAUGUCGCCGUCCAAGAUAAGAUGUUACGAGAUAUUUUGCGUACAUCUGGGACUAGUCAGCCAGCCCUGUGUCUUGGAACAUACGCGGAGGCUAGCAGCCACGAUUUGGGAGUUGAGCGGGCAUCCAUCCCAUCCGAUGGAUUUGAUUUAAAGAGCGAAUAUUCUAGACUUAAUCAACUUACACGGAAAAAAUGGUCUCUACAGUAUUAUACUUUUGUUGUUAGUCAAUUUAUAUUAUAUUUUUUAUUUUGUAAAUGUAUAGAUAUUUAUGCAUAUUUAUUUAAAGAUCAAAUAAAUCACAAUACUUGAAGGUAGAUGUACUUUUGAUCUUGUAAUUUUGGUUUCUGGCUUGAAGCAUUGAAACCAAAUUUAAUUAAUUCGAAGUUAACGUUGUAGUAGAACUUGUGAUAUGUUAAAAUAAAUGUUAUCAUAAAA
Molecule: messenger RNA, 2152 nt
Organism: Coccinella septempunctata (seven-spotted ladybird)
Lineage: Eukaryota; Metazoa; Arthropoda; Insecta; Coleoptera; Coccinellidae
Gene: HPS1
Product: Hermansky-Pudlak syndrome 1 protein homolog
Exons: 8
Coding region: 60-1868 (602 amino acids)
Biological process (GO): vesicle-mediated transport
Cellular component (GO): BLOC-3 complex
Molecular function (GO): guanyl-nucleotide exchange factor activity
Source: RefSeq, a predicted model, not a curated record